ACAUCAGUGGUGUGUAACAAAGAAACCGAGAUGCGGUUGAAAGCGUUGUGACGUCACUGGGGUUUCUGUAGUGGCCUUUUAAGAAGCAGCAGGCAUAAGACAUCACUGAAAUUUUACAACAUAUACCCGAUAAUCGAACUUGAAGACACAAGGCCUGAGAAACUAUCAGCAGUAUGCACUGGGAGAAAUUGCCAGCCCCAGAGCAGCCGUGUCCCCGGCCGUAUCAGGGGGUACGAGUCAAGGACCCUGUUAAAGAGCUGCUGCAGCGGAAGAGAAGAGCCAGCCUCAGCAACUGCAAGACACCCACUACUGCGGUUGUGGUCCCAAACACUGUGUUGUCUUCAUAUCCUCAAGUUGGGGCCUCUGGUGUUUUUGAGAUGGGAGGGGGUGUUUCAGAUGUGCCAGCUGUUGAAAAUGGGGCGUUCUGCACAGGAUGGAUUGCCCAGGCUGCACCUGCAGCCUUCCAACCUUUGGCACAGUGGCCAUGCCAGGAGCCCCUGACCCAUGACCCCUCUGGCCCCGCCCACACCACGGACAUGUAUGUGCAACCCAUGUGUCCCAGCUACACUGUGGUGGGGCCGUCCUCCAUGCUGACGUACACGCACACGCCCAUCUUCGCUAACUUUGGGGCCAGAACUGCGACCUCCACGUCACUGCCCCAGGUGGACCUGCCUGCAGACACCUCAGUGACGUACAUCCCCUGGACACAGCCCCUCGCCACUGUCUCCCCCCCAGGGGUGCAGUGCGCCCCUGGGACUGCUCCCUUCUCCGGCCCCCAGCUGGUGUCCCUGCCAGUGCCUCUGCCCUUUCCAGAGCCUGACCCCCUGCAGCUGGAGCAGGCUCGUGCCACGGUGGCACAUCUGCCGUUGGAGCGGCUCCUGGAGGAGGACGACGACGGAGACACGAUCCUGCACAUCUACGCUGCGAAAGAGAUGCGCGAGCACGUCCGCGCAGUCGCUGAGAGGCUGCGGAGGCUGCACAGAGUGUGCAAGAUUGACGCCAGGGAACAUCGAGGAAAGACACCCCUGUUGGUAGCAGUGACCACCAACCAACCGCACAUUGCUUGUGACCUCAUCAGGCUGGGGGCUGACGUGAAUGCAGCUGACAACCGAGGCCAAACCGCUCUGCACAUAGCUGCAAAAUAUGGCUAUCCAGAGGUGAUGCAGGUGUUGGUGUCCACAUCAUCGACGCUGGAUUUGCAAGCAUUUGACUUUGAAGGCCACAGUCCACUUCACUGUGCCGUUCUGUCCCACAAUCGACUACAUCGCGAAACGCAGCGAAACCUCAAAGCGCACGUGAAAGGCUCGGAAGAGCUGGAGAUGGGGAAAUUUAAGGUGAUGAACUGCAUCAUGCUGCUGCUGCAAGCAGGAUCUUGCCUCUCCGCCCAGGAUAUAAAGAGCAGUAAGUCUGUAUUGCAUCUCGCAGUUCAGGCUGGGAACUGCAGCCUGCUCAGGUUCUUCCUGGAAGUGAACGCUGGCGCUCUUCCAGACUUCAUUAACAUGAAGGCCCACGGGAACACGGCCCUGCACAUGGCAGCCGCACUGCAUGGCGAGAGCCAGCAGGAGGCAAUUGUGAGUCUGCUGCUGGCUCACGGGGCAGAUCCCAGCCUCCGGAACCUGGACAAUGAGCAGCCUGCCCACCUGCUCCCUCCUGGGGCAGCGGGAGAGACGAUAAGGGGGCUGCUCAGAAGGGCCAAAGGCAUGGCGCCAGCCGUCCAUCCCUCUUCACACCGAAGCACCAGGCAGAACCAGGACCGAUGAUUCCCCACAUUCAGAGUCCAAGAUGGGCGGUGCUUUACUGCCAUCUACCCUCCUGUACUGUAAUGAGAGAACAAGGCCAAUCAUCAUGUUUGCCAAUCAUUACCUAAAAUAUUGAUUUUUCUAUCUCAGACUUAUUUGUGCUUAUCAAGUAAUAGUUUGUUCAUGCGCACUUCAUGCAUUCAUAGAAAUAUUUUACAACAUUUGCAUAAAUGUAUGAGAUAUAUAUUUAUAUGUUUUGUACACUAAAUGUACACUAAAUUUGUUAAAUGCAUGGAAUGUGUACUUAAAAAAUUUUUUUACAUAUUGUGGGAAACCACCAGAUAAAACAAGCAGCUUAAAUGUAUUUUUUCAUUAUGAAAUAUAAUUUAUAUUAUAAUAUAAUCUAAGAUAUAUACUAGCAUAUUUAUUAUUUAGACCUGACAUUCCAAACCUACUAAAUAUAGGAAUGGAUGUACACGUGUACGUUGUAAUGUAAGAUAAAAGGUUA
This is a messenger RNA of Anguilla anguilla (European eel), 2247 nucleotides long. RefSeq names its product NF-kappa-B inhibitor delta-like. Gene Ontology annotation, biological process: regulation of gene expression. Gene Ontology annotation, molecular function: POU domain binding; DNA binding. NCBI's taxonomy places the organism in Eukaryota, Metazoa, Chordata, Actinopteri, Anguilliformes, Anguillidae. The coding region runs from base 174 to 1760 and encodes 528 amino acids. Gene Ontology annotation, cellular component: nucleus. The transcript has 13 exons. The record is from RefSeq and is a predicted model, not a curated record.